AUGGCCACAACGGCAGAGAACGGGAUCGCGGUUCCCAAACCCGCAAACGACGAGAACGCAGCCCCUGACAUCGCUAGCGCUCAGACAAAGCUGGGCGAUACUGUUACAGUGUUUCAUGACCCUAACAACUUCAACGUCAAACACCCGCUGAUGCAUGAGUGGACGCUGUGGUUUACGAAGCCGCCAAGCGGGAAGGGCGACAACUGGAACGAGCUCCUGAAAGAGGUCGUGACAUUUAAUUCUGUCGAAGAAUUCUGGGGCAUCUACAACAAUAUCAGCCCCACGUCCGAACUAGGUCUGAAAGCCGACUACCAUCUCUUUAAAAAGGGUGUCCGUCCCGAAUGGGAAGACCAGCAAAACAAACAUGGCGGAAAAUGGUCGUAUUCCUUCCGCGACAAGAAGAACGUCCCCAUCGAUGACCUCUGGCUACACGCCCAGCUCGCCGCUAUCGGCGAAACCCUCGAAAAUGACAAUGACAACGAGGUUAUGGGCGUCGUCGUAAACGUGCGUAAGGGAUUUUAUAGAAUCGGCCUAUGGACGCGGACAGUUGGCAAGAGCACCCCCGAGGGUCGCCCGGCGGAAAAAGGCAAGGAGAUUCUGCAUAACAUCGGAAGGAAGUUUAAGGAGGUGUUACGGCUGAAGGAGGAGGAGAUCUUGGAGUUUUCAGGACAUACGGAUAGUGCGCAUGCCGGAAGUACGAGGGCGAAGGCGAAGUUCACUGUCUGA
Messenger RNA from Histoplasma mississippiense, 726 nucleotides. Its product is annotated as eukaryotic translation initiation factor 4E-1. Gene Ontology annotation, molecular function: RNA 7-methylguanosine cap binding; translation initiation factor activity. The record is from RefSeq and is a predicted model, not a curated record. Gene Ontology annotation, cellular component: eukaryotic translation initiation factor 4F complex; cytoplasm. Gene Ontology annotation, biological process: translational initiation. Bases 1 to 726 code for a protein of 241 amino acids. The transcript is spliced from 3 exons. NCBI's taxonomy places the organism in Eukaryota, Fungi, Ascomycota, Eurotiomycetes, Onygenales, Ajellomycetaceae.